Molecule: messenger RNA, 630 nt
Organism: Fonsecaea erecta
Lineage: Eukaryota; Fungi; Ascomycota; Eurotiomycetes; Chaetothyriales; Herpotrichiellaceae
Exons: 2
Coding region: 1-630 (209 amino acids)
Biological process (GO): mRNA splicing, via spliceosome
Cellular component (GO): spliceosomal complex; U2AF complex
Molecular function (GO): metal ion binding; pre-mRNA 3'-splice site binding
Source: RefSeq, a predicted model, not a curated record
AUGGCAAACUACCUCGCGUCCAUCUUUGGCACAGAACAAGACAAAGUCAACUGCUCUUUCUACUACAAGAUCGGGGCUUGUCGACACGGCGACCGCUGCUCACGCAAGCAUGUCAAGCCCUCAUACUCACAAACCAUCCUCCUCCCCAACCUCUACCAGAAUCCCGCAUACGAUCCCAAAAACAAGAUGAACGCCUCUCAACUGCAGAAUCACUUUGACGCCUUCUAUGAAGACUUCUGGUGCGAGAUGUGCAAGUACGGCGAGGUCGAGGAAGUCGUCGUGUGCGACAAUAACAAUGACCACCUAAUCGGCAAUGUCUAUGCGCGGUUCAAAUAUGAAGACUCGGCACAAGCAGCCUGCGAUGCGCUCAACAGCAGAUGGUACGCCGCGCGUCCUAUCUACUGCGAGCUGUCCCCUGUCACAGACUUCCGGGAGGCGUGUUGCAGGUUGAACUCCGGCGAGGGAUGCGUCCGCGGUGGAUUCUGCAAUUUCAUCCACAGAAAAGAACCGAGCCCCGAGCUGGAGAGGGAGUUGGAGCUGAGCACGAAGAAGUGGCUGAAGAUGAGGGGCCGCGACGAAAGGAGCGUGACGAGGAGUCCCAGUCCCGAGCCGACGAGAAAGCGAUAUUGA